Molecule: messenger RNA, 956 nt
Organism: Amaranthus tricolor (Joseph's coat)
Lineage: Eukaryota; Viridiplantae; Streptophyta; Magnoliopsida; Caryophyllales; Amaranthaceae
Exons: 2
Coding region: 215-490 (91 amino acids)
Source: RefSeq, a predicted model, not a curated record
UUUGGGUCGUUGUUACAAAGAAAAUAAUAAGAGUAUAUAAUAAUACAAAUCUAGACAACCUAACCUUAGUACCUUACACAUUCUUUUCAAUUAGCAAGGUUUUUCCAAUCAUCUUCCAUUUUCUCUAAUCCUUGUAGGAAAAACCUACAUAAUAAUAAUUGGAUAAGAAAAAUACCAAAAAUCAAAGCCAAAAACCCAGGAAAUAUUCAUAAUUAUGUGUCCUUUAAGAUUCAUUUUGGUAUUUUUCUCAGCAAUUUUGGCUGGAUUUUUGGCAUGGAGAUCAUUUCGUUCUUCACCUGAGCUUCAAUUUGGGAUUUCUGAUGAUUUGGUUGGGGAUAAAACAUCAUCAUCCAUUCAUGAUAAGCAAGAAAAAACAUAUAAAAUGAUGAUUCAAGAUGGUUUCUGGGUAUUUGUUGAUAUGGCUAGUGGAAGGUAUUUAUGGAGGAAUUUGAAGGAGAUGAAGACAGUGGAAAAGGCAAAAAGUUGUUGAUAAUUCUUCAAAGAAAUUAAAUGUUUUUCCUGAUUAUGAAAAUCUUUGUGUUUUUUACUUUUUAGUUGCUAAAAAUACUAAAAUGUGUAAAUUUUGUUGACUGAUUUGUUGUUCUAAUUUUAAGGUUAGGGAUUUUCAUGAGUCAAAUAACUUUGUAAUUUUAAUUUGGGCAUGAUUUUUGCUCAAGAGAUUAAACCCUUUUGGGCGUGUUUGGUAAAUGACAUUUUUGUUAGUUUAUUUUGCUUAACUAUUUUAAGUAAAUUGGGCAAUUGGCAAUUGACUUUUGAUUUUUUUUCGAUUUUGUUAUCAGUCAAUAACAAAAUCAAUCAAAUCAGGUCUAGUUUGUGAGAGCUUUUUAAAUAUAGUGUAGCAAAUUCAAAGGAACAGAUAUAACAUCAAACUUUUUCAUGAAUAGAACUUUUCUAGCGAGUUUCGGUCUUUCAUUACCCCAAAAGAUAACUAAUAA